This is a messenger RNA of Protopolystoma xenopodis, 516 nucleotides long. The record is from the annotation of a GenBank genome assembly. NCBI's taxonomy places the organism in Eukaryota, Metazoa, Platyhelminthes, Monogenea, Polystomatidea, Polystomatidae.
AUGUGUCUGCCAGGCCGACCACUUAGCAACCGGCAUCGCCAUGACAUCGGUUGCGAGGCCCCAGACGCAUGUACAGCCACUUUGUCUUCUGUCUGCCCUCGAGUCCCGCGUCCAGAGCACGCUUCUAUCGACCCGCUCCGAGGGUCUGUCUGUACACGACAUGUGCGUGUGUGUGUGUGUGUGUUUGUGCAUGUGGGGGGGCGGGCCAAGGGAGGCUCGAGAAAGGCUUGCAGGCUUGUCUCAGACAGACGGGCUUUCAUUGUGUCUCUCAGCGCCAGUCGAGUCCACCAGCGCGUCUCUCGUAGUCACCGCAACAGCAGACGCCUCUCACUUGCAGAAAGGCCUCGACGCCCGGAAACUGGCGCCACAGUCGUCAACCCUUCAUCCGUCCGUCUGUCCUUCACUCUGUCCGUUCGUCUCUCCGUCUCUCCGUCUCUUCGUUUGUCCGUCCGUCCGUCCGUCCGUCCGUCGGCCGAGACACGCUCAUUGGGACUCGGUCCCAGGGGCUUUGCGUGA